CUGGUAUUUGACAGUGACAAUGACAGCGUCAAGAAAUCAAAUUAGUUGAAAAAAAAUCAGUGCGCGGUUUUGCUGUUUUUCUUUUGUGUUUAGAAGUUAAAAGGGAACUACUAUUCCAAAACACCGUAGAAAGUUUAUAUUCAAGCUGAGCUGGCCAUGUAAUAUGGCUUGCACAAAGGAGGAAAUAGAAAGAAAACGCCUCGCUGCGUUACAAAAGCGGCAAAACAAGGCACAGGAUCAAAACAAAUCUAUCGUGUCUUCCCCAUCUCCAAUCAGCACACCGUCCCCUCGGACCCCUUUAAGGCAAUCUUGGGCUGGUCCCGUACGAAAUUCUGGUAACUUUGGUAACGGGAAUAGAACUUUCCAUCCUUACGCAAAGCCUGAAAGCAGUGUGCCGGUCACUAAAGUUGUGAGUGGUACUGUGUACCUCAUUUCGGAAGAGAGGUUCGAGGUUAAUCCGUCGGAAUUCUGCCCUCCUCUCAUUAAUGUCUUUAAAUCUAUACCUUCUAAGAGCUAUGAUCCCUCAUCUAAACUGUGGAAUUUCUCCAUAAAUGACUACCAAGAGUUGAUGUCAAAGGUGGCUCCGCUAGCCCCUCACAUAGUGCUUGGAGCCCUACCACAGUUUGUGCUGAAGAUCCUGCGGACGCAGAUCACAGACCCAAGGACCCUGGAUUUGUCUCCCAUUGAGGCUACACUUAGAAAUAAGUUGAUGCCAUUCCAAGAAGAUGGAGUUAGAUUUGGCAUAGCACACCGCGGUCGCUGCAUGAUAGCAGACGACAUGGGGCUCGGGAAGACCUUCCAAGCUUUAGCUAUUGCCAGCUAUUACAAGCAUAACUUCCCGUUGCUCGUUGUUACUACUUCUUCUAUGAGAGAAACUUGGCAGAGCAAGAUCCAUGAGCUGCUGCCCACUAUCCCGAUGAUGAAUAUCAUCACACUGAGUAGCAACAAGGAUGCUCAGCUUGUUGCUGACAGACAGACGCAAGUUGUGAUAGUAAGCUACAAGAUGGUUACAAUCCACAAGGAUCUACUCAGGGACAAGAAGUUCGGCGUCGUUAUUAUAGACGAAUCUCAUCAAGUGAAGACCCCAAACGCCAAAUGCACUCUAGCGCUCAAGAGUAUUUCAAAAUUGAGUGCUAGAAUGAUAUUGUUGAGCGGCACACCGGCUCUGAGUCGACCUAUUGAACUUUACACUCAGCUUGAGCUUAUUGAGCCUAAGCUCUUCAACUCCUACAAUGAAUAUGGUAAAAGGUACUGCGCAGCCAAGCAAACCAAUUUCGGCUGGGACAUGACCGGGCAGUCCAACCUAGCUGAACUCCAGGUUAUACUGCAGAAGCGGUUCCUUAUCAGGCGCACCAAGGAGGAGGUCCUUACUGAACUGGAACAGAAGACCAGAGAAUCAGUGCUCCUUGACGAGACGCUCCUAGAAUUCACAAAGGAAGACAAAACAGGUCUCACGCAGAUGGCGGAAUCCUACCGGUCCUCCAGGGCCUCGGAACGCCAUACUGCGCUGUUGAAUUUUUUCAGCGAGUCGGCCCGUGUGAAGAUACCCGCUAUAUGUAAAUACAUCCGUCAACUACUGAGUUGUUCCACGGACAAGUUCCUAGUGUUCGCUCACCACCGCGCCGUGAUCGACGCGAUAUGCUCCACGCUCGACGAGGAGGAGGCUCAUUACAUCUGCAUCACCGGCUCCACGCCCACUAACGCCCGGGCGUUCCUAGUGUUCGCUCACCACCGCGCCGUGAUCGACGCGAUAUGCUCCACGCUCGACGAGGAGGAGGCUCAUUACAUCUGCAUCACCGGCUCCACGCCCACUAACGCCCGGGCGUUCCUAGUGUUCGCUCACCACCGCGCCGUGAUCGACGCGAUAUGCUCCACGCUCGACGAGGAGGAGGCUCAUUACAUCUGCAUCACCGGCUCCACGCCCACUAACGCCCGGGCGAUCCGUCAACUACUGAGUUGUUCCACGGACAAGUUCCUAGUGUUCGCUCACCACCGCGCCGUGAUCGACGCGAUAUGCUCCACGCUCGACGAGGAGGAGGCUCAUUACAUCUGCAUCACCGGCUCCACGCCCACUAACGCCCGGGCGUUCCUAGUGUUCGCUCACCACCGCGCCGUGAUCGACGCGAUAUGCUCCACGCUCGACGAGGAGGAGGCUCAUUACAUCUGCAUCACCGGCUCCACGCCCACUAACGCCCGGGCGUUCCUAGUGUUCGCUCACCACCGCGCCGUGAUCGACGCGAUAUGCUCCACGCUCGACGAGGACGAGGCUCAUUACAUCUGCAUCACCGGCUCCACGCCCACUAACGCCAGGGCGUUCCUAGUGUUCGCUCACCACCGCGCCGUGAUCGACGCGAUAUGCUCCACGCUCGACGAGGAGGAGGCUCAUUACAUCUGCAUCACCGGCUCCACGCCCACUAACGCCCGGGCGUUCCUAGUGUUCGCUCACCACCGCGCCGUGAUCGACGCGAUAUGCUCCACGCUCGACGAGGAGGAGGCUCAUUACAUCUGCAUCACCGGCGCCACGCCCACUAACGCCCGGGCGUUCCUAGUGUUCGCUCACCACCGCGCCGUGAUCGACGCGAUAUGCUCCACGCUCGACGAGGAGGAGGCUCAUUACAUCUGCAUCACCGGCUCCACGCCCACUAACGCCCGGGCGUAUAAAUACAUCCGGCAACUACUGAGUUGUUCCACGGACAAGUUCCUAGUGUUCGCUCACCACCGCGCCGUGAUCGACGCGAUAUGCUCCACGCUCGACGAGGAGGAGGCUCAUUACAUCUGCAUCACCGGCGCCACGCCCACUAACGCCCGGGCGGAUUUAGUGGACAAAUUCCAGUACGUGGAGUCCUGUCGGUGUGGGGUGCUGUCAAUUACUGCUGCCAAUAGCGGUCUCACACUCACGGCCGCCAAGUUGGUGCUGUUCGCCGAGCUGCACUGGAACCCUGGGAUCUUGACGCAAGCGGAGUCGCGCGCGCAUCGCAUAGGGCAGCAGGGCGGCGUGUGCGCGCGGUAUCUGCUAGCGAGAGGGACCUGCGACGACUACAUGUGGCCCAUGCUGCAAGGAAAACUCAAUGUACUGAACAACGUUGGCCUCAGCGGGGACUCGUUUGAAGGCACCACCACCAAACACCAAGAAGGCAGAACCAACAUAACCCAGUAUCUAAGCCCAAAAUGUCCGAAGAACCCAAACGACUAUAUCCCAGGCACCAACAUACGAAAGGACUCCCAAAAGACACAAACCAAUAAAAAUAACAACAGUUCAUUUACCACAUUAGGUGAUUUUGUCGAGUCAAAGAACCCACAGACCAAUAAAAAUAACAACAGUUCAUUUACCACAUUAGGUGAUAUUGGACAAAGUUUUAGUACCACAUUAGGCGAUUUCGACGAGCCUUUCGAUACCAGUGUGAAUGACGCUGAUAUGACCAAGUCGUUUUUGGAUGAUGAUGAGGGCGAUGAAUUGUUGGCUGCGUUGGAUUUAUGAUAAGUACUAGAUUUAGAUGGUUUUAUAAUUCUUUUUUGGAUUAGAAAUAAUCGGCAGGAACACUGAAUGGAUAAUAGGAACGUACAGAAUUUUUACUGUUUUAUUAAAGAUAUUUGCACAGUGUUUUCAGUUCAAAGAAGUAGUGAAUCCGAUGUACUCGGAUAUGCUUGGGAAACUUAACGACAGAGGGCGUGAAAACCAAUUUUAUAAGUCUUUCAAAUCUUGUAUAAUCUGUGAUGCCGCAUCCAUCUUUUUCGUUAUGCGCAAUUAACAAAAGAAAAUAAAUAACAUAAUAAUUUAGUU
Molecule: messenger RNA, 3781 nt
Organism: Cydia fagiglandana
Lineage: Eukaryota; Metazoa; Arthropoda; Insecta; Lepidoptera; Tortricidae
Gene: Marcal1
Product: SWI/SNF-related matrix-associated actin-dependent regulator of chromatin subfamily A-like protein 1
Exons: 22
Coding region: 164-3478 (1104 amino acids)
Biological process (GO): replication fork processing; DNA repair
Molecular function (GO): ATP-dependent chromatin remodeler activity; ATP binding
Source: RefSeq, a predicted model, not a curated record